UGGCAGCCACAGGUUGUUGGACAGUUUCCCACAAAUACAGAACAUCAAACAUGGGCAAGAUCAUCUUCUACGAGGACAGGAACUUCCAGGGUCGCUCCUAUGAGUGCAUGAGCGACUGCUCUGACAUGUCCUCCUACCUGAGCCGCUGCAACUCCUGCAGGGUGGAGAACGGAUGCUUCAUGGUCUACGAUCGCCCCAACUACAUGGGGAACCAGUAUUUUCUGAGGAGGGGCGAGUACUCGGAUUACAUGUCUUUUGGCAUGAGUGACUCUAUCCGAUCCUGCCGAUUAAUUCCUCAGCACAGAGGCUCUUACAGGAUAAGGAUUUAUGAGAGGGAGAACUUCCAGGGCCCGAAUCAUGAGCUGAUGGACGACUGCGACAACAUCAUGGACCGCUACAGCCUGUCUGACUGCCAGUCAUGCAAUGUGAUAGAUGGCCACUGGCUGAUGUACGAGCAGCCCCACUACAGAGGCAGGAUGGUCUACCUGAGACCUGGAGAGUACAGGAGCAUGAGAGAUAUCGGAUAUAGUGGCAUGAGGCUCAGCUCUGCUAGACGUAUAAUGGAUUCCUGUUGAUGCAAAGGAAAAUAAUGCGCUGAAUAAUAAAGUGAAAGAUUAAACUAA
Molecule: messenger RNA, 623 nt
Organism: Haplochromis burtoni (Burton's mouthbrooder)
Lineage: Eukaryota; Metazoa; Chordata; Actinopteri; Cichliformes; Cichlidae
Product: gamma-crystallin M3
Exons: 3
Coding region: 51-575 (174 amino acids)
Biological process (GO): visual perception; lens development in camera-type eye
Molecular function (GO): structural constituent of eye lens
Source: RefSeq, a predicted model, not a curated record